CGCGCCGCCGCUGUCCGACCCGGCUCCUGCUGACUGCGGCUCCCGCUCCUCCUACUUCUCCUCCGCCGCCGCGCCCACGCCCCGGCUCGGCGCUGGGUCCUGAGGAAAUUUGAAUAUAACUUUGGAAGAAGACUUCUUUCUCAAUAUUUGAACUACAUAUAACAAGGCCAUCAGAAUGUCAGGAGCCUCAGUGAAGGUGGCUGUUCGGGUCAGGCCCUUCAAUUCCCGAGAGACCAGCAAGGAAUCCAAAUGUAUCAUUCAGAUGCAAGGCAACUCAACCAGUAUUGUCAACCCAAAGAACCCAAAGGAAGCGCCAAAGUCCUUCAGCUUUGACUACUCCUACUGGUCUCACACCUCGCCUGAAGAUCCCUGUUUUGCAUCUCAGAACCGGGUGUACAAUGACAUUGGAAAGGAAAUGCUCUUGCAUGCCUUUGAAGGCUACAAUGUUUGUAUUUUUGCCUAUGGACAGACAGGUGCUGGAAAAUCCUAUACGAUGAUGGGCAAACAAGAAGAAAGCCAGGCAGGCAUCAUCCCACAGUUAUGUGAGGAACUCUUUGAGAAAAUCAAUGAUAACAGUAAUGAGGAAAUGUCUUACUCUGUGGAGGUGAGUUACAUGGAAAUUUACUGUGAGAGGGUACGGGAUUUGCUGAAUCCAAAAAACAAGGGUAAUUUGAGAGUCCGAGAGCAUCCUCUUCUUGGCCCUUAUGUGGAAGACUUGUCUAAGCUGGCAGUUACUUCUUAUACAGACAUUGCAGACCUCAUGGAUGCUGGGAACAAAGCCAGGACAGUGGCAGCUACCAACAUGAAUGAGACCAGUAGCCGUUCCCAUGCUGUAUUCACCAUUGUUUUUACUCAGAAGAAACAUGAUUCUGAAACUGACCUCUCAACAGAGAAGGUCAGCAAGAUCAGUUUGGUGGAUCUGGCUGGGAGUGAAAGAGCUGACUCAACUGGUGCCAAAGGGACUCGAUUAAAGGAAGGAGCAAAUAUCAAUAAAUCUCUUACAACUCUGGGCAAAGUCAUUUCAGCCUUGGCAGAAGUGAGUAAAAAGAAGAAAAAAACAGAUUUCAUUCCAUAUAGAGAUUCUGUUCUGACUUGGCUCCUUCGAGAGAAUCUAGGUGGGAACUCUCGCACUGCUAUGGUUGCUGCCCUUAGCCCAGCAGAUAUCAACUAUGAUGAAACUCUGAGCACUUUAAGAUAUGCAGAUCGUGCAAAACAAAUUAAAUGCAAUGCUGUCAUCAAUGAGGAUCCCAAUGCCAAGCUUGUUCGUGAACUUAAGGAGGAGGUCACAAGAUUGAAAGACCUCCUACGUGCUCAAGGGCUGGGAGAUAUCAUUGAUACAUCCAUGGGGUCCCUUACAUCAUCUCCAUCUUCCUGCUCACUAAAUAGUCAGGUGGGCUUAACAUCUGUGACCAGUAUUCAGGAGAGGAUCAUGUCUACUCCUGGAGGAGAAGAGGCCAUUGAACGUCUUAAGGAAUCUGAGAAGAUCAUUGCUGAGUUGAAUGAGACAUGGGAAGAGAAGCUUCGUAAAACAGAGGCCAUCAGGAUGGAGAGAGAGGCCUUAUUAGCUGAAAUGGGAGUUGCCAUUCGGGAAGAUGGAGGAACUCUGGGUGUCUUUUCACCGAAAAAGACACCACAUCUUGUUAACCUCAAUGAAGAUCCACUCAUGUCUGAAUGCUUGCUUUACUACAUCAAAGAUGGCAUUACACGGGUUGGCCAAGCAGAUGCUGAACGGCGCCAAGACAUAGUGCUUAGUGGGGCUCACAUUAAAGAAGAGCACUGCAUCUUCCGGAGUGAGAGGAAUCAGAAUGGCGAAGUUAUUGUGACUUUAGAACCUUGUGAGCGCUCUGAGACUUAUGUGAAUGGCAAGAGGGUUGUACAGCAUGUACAGCUACGCUCAGGAAAUCGCAUCAUCAUGGGUAAAAAUCACGUUUUUCGUUUCAACCAUCCGGAGCAAGCACGGGCUGAGCGUGAAAAGACUCCAUCAGCUGAGACACCUUCUGAACCAGUCGACUGGACAUUUGCCCAGAGAGAGCUUCUAGAGAAACAAGGCAUUGAUAUGAAACAGGAGAUGGAAAAAAGGCUGCAGGAAAUGGAAAUCUUGUAUAAGAAAGAGAAAGAAGAAGCUGACCUCUUACUGGAGCAGCAGAGACUGGAUUAUGAAAGUAAAUUGCAGGCCCUACAGAAGCAGGUUGAGACCCGCUCGCUUACUGCUGAAACCACUGAGGAGGAAGAGGAAGAAGAAGAAGUACCCUGGACACAACACGAAUUUGAGCUGGCACAGUGGGCAUUCCGGAAAUGGAAAUUUCAUCAGUUUACCUCAUUAAGAGAUCUGCUCUGGGGAAAUGCAGUUUACCUGAAAGAAGCCAAUGCUAUCAGCGUAGAGUUGAAGAAGAAGGUACAGUUUCAGUUUGUUCUGCUGACUGACACACUCUACUCCCCUUUGCCGCCUGAGCUGCUGCCCCCUGAGAUGGAGAAAACUCAGGAUGAUAGACCUUUCCCUCGUACAGUUGUGGCUGUGGAAGUACAGGAUCUGAAAAAUGGAGCAACACAUUACUGGUCUUUGGAAAAACUCAGACAAAGGCUGGAACUGAUGCGAGAGAUGUAUGACAGGGCUGGAGAAAUGGCUUCCAAUGCCCAGGACGAUGGAGAGGCAGCAAUGACUGGCAGUGACCCAUUUUAUGAUCGGUUCCAUUGGUUCAAACUGGUAGGAAGGGCAUUUGUAUACCUGAGUAACCUGUUGUACCCAGUACCCCUGAUUCAUAGAGUGGCUGUUGUCAGUGAGAAGGGCGAAGUUCGGGGAUUUCUGCGUGUGGCAGUACAGGCUAUUGCAGCUGAUGAAGAAGCUCCUGAUUAUGGCUCUGGAAUUCGGCAGUCAGGAACAGCUAAAAUAUCUUUUGAUAAUGAAUAUUUUAAUCAGAGUGAUUUUUCUUCGGUUGCAAUGACCCGCUCUGGAUUGUCCCUUGAGGAGCUAAGGAUUGUGGAAGGACAGGGUCAGAGUUCUGACAUCAUUACUCCUCCAGAAGAAAUCAUUCGAGGGAAUGAACCAGAUUUAAAGUCAGGCACUUUGCUGGAUGGGAAAAUGGUGAUGGAAGGGUUUCCAGAAGAGGUUGGAGACCAUCUGAAACUGGGCAGUGCUUUCACUUUCCGUGUGACGGUAUUGCAGGCCAGCGGUAUCCUCCCGGAGUAUGCCGAUAUCUUCUGCCAAUUCAACUUCUUACAUCGUCAUGAUGAAGCAUUCUCUACUGAACCCCUAAAAAACAAUGGCAGGGGAAGUCCUCUCGGCUUUUAUCACGUCCAGAAUAUUGCAGUGGAGGUAACUGAAUCCUUUGUGGACUACAUCAAGACCAAGCCUAUAGUAUUUGAGGUUUUUGGACAUUACCAGCAACACCCUCUUCAUGUUCAGGGACAGGAGCUUCACAGUCCUCCUCAGCCAUCCCGGCGAUUCUUCCCUCCACCCAUGCCACUCUCCAAACCAGUGCCAGCAACAAAGUUGAACACCAUGAGCAAAACCAGCUUGGGCCAGAGUAUGAGCAAAUACGACCUUCUUGUUUGGUUUGAGAUCAGUGAACUGGAACCUACAGGAGAGUAUAUCCCAGCCGUAGUUGAUCACACUGCUGGCCUUCCCUGUCAAGGAACAUUUCUGCUUCACCAGGGCAUCCAGCGUAGGAUCACAGUGACCAUUAUCCACGAGAAGGGCAGUGAGCUACACUGGAAGGAUGUUCGAGAGCUGGUGGUGGGUCGAAUCAGGAGCAAAGCAGAGGUGGAUGAAGCUGCAGUGGAUGCUAUUCUCUCUCUGAACAUUAUCUCUGCCAAGUACCUGAAGUCUUCCCACAACUCUAGCAGGACCUUCUAUCGUUUUGAGGCUGUGUGGGACAGCUCUUUGCAUAACUCCCUCCUGCUGAACAGAGUGACACCCUAUGGAGAGAAGAUUUACAUGACCCUGUCUGCAUACCUGGAGCUUGACCAUUGCAUUCAACCAGCUGUGAUCACUAAGGAUGUUUGUAUGGUCUUCUAUUCAAGAGAUGCCAAGAUCUCACCACCACGUUCUCUUCGAAGCCUGUUUGGGAGUGGUUACUCCAAGUCCCCAGACUCAAACCGUGUAACUGGAAUUUAUGAACUCAGUUUGUGCAAAAUGGCAGACACAGGCAGUCCUGGUAUGCAAAGGAGGAGAAGAAAAGUUCUGGACACAUCUGUGGCAUAUGUUCGUGGAGAAGAGAACCUCGCAGGCUGGAGGCCGAGAGGAGACAGCCUUAUUCUUGAGCAUCAGUGGGAACUGGAGAAACUAGAGCUUCUACAUGAGGUAGAGAAGACUCGUCACUUCCUGCUGCUCCGCGAGAAGCUUGGUGAUAGCAUCCCCAAGUCCCUGAGUGAUUCACUGUCUCCCAGCCUCAGCAGUGGGACCCUGAGCACCUCCACCAGCAUCUCUUCUCAGAUCUCCACCACCACCUUGGAGAGUGCAGUCACGCCGAGUGAGAGCAGUGGUUAUGACUCAGCUGACAUCGAGAGUCUGGUGGAUCGGGAGAAAGAGCUGGCUACCAAGUGCCUGCAACUUCUCACCCACACUUUCAAUCGAGAAUUUAACCAGGUGCACAGUAGCAUCAGUGAUUGUAAGUUGUCUGAUAUUUCUCCAAUUGGGCGAGAUCCGUCAGUGUCCAGUUUCAGCAGUGCCACCCUCACCCCGUCAUCUACCUGCCCCUCUCUGGUAGAGUCAAGGUGCAGCUCAGUGGACCAGAAGACCCCAGAAGUUAACUCUCGGGCCUCCAGUCCCUGCUCAGAGUUUGAACAGUUCCAGUUAGUCCCAACAGUGGAGACUCCUUACUUGGCUCGAGCUGGGAAAAAUGAAUUCCUCAACCUCGUUCCAGAUAUUGAAGAAAUUAGACCUGGCUCAGUGGUAUCUAAGAAGGGGUACCUCCAUUUUAAGGAACCAUAUUCCAGCAAUUGGGCUAAACAUUUUGUAGUGGUACGACGUCCGUAUGCAUUCAUCUACAACAGUGACAAAGAUCCAGUAGAACGAGGAAUCAUCAACUUAUCUACAGCCCAGGUGGAAUACAGUGAGGACCAGCAGGCCAUGGUGAAGACAUCCAAUACUUUUGCUGUGUUCACAAAGCACCGUGGCAUCCUUCUGCAAGCUAUCAAUGAUAAAGACAUGAAUGACUGGUUAUAUGCCUUUAACCCACUCCUUGCUGGUACGAUACGGUCAAAACUCUCUCGCAGACGCACAGGUCCAUUGAAGUACUGAGCAGAUGCUGCGGAGCCCCCUCCCCCACCUUCAGACAGAGACAAAGGGUCACCACUCAUUCUUGUUGUGCUUUUGAUGGUUCUCCUUGUUCGUGCUCCUGUGGCUUAACGACCGCUCCUUCCCCAGCGGUCUUCUGGCCUUCUUAUUCCCCAACCCUUCUUGCUCUGUCCUCUUUUCAUUUCUCUUCUGCUGAGAAUACUACUUGUAGCAUGUGGUCAAACAAAAGGAAAAGUGGAAAAAAGAGGGGAUCCAAUGAACCUCCAAAUUAUUUUUGUUGGGGUGAGGGUGUUCAUUUUGGAUUAUUGAUUAGCAUUUCUGAUCACCUUUGGUGUCUGUACUGCUGUCUUUGUCUGUCUUUGGAAACUGCUCAUGACUUUUCUUCCCCUUUCCCGAUUUCCAGUGAGGUCACUGCAGUUUUUCCCCAGUGACCUUGAACCUACGGGAAGGGGAAGGGAUCCAGCCCUUUAUAACUUGGAUAAGGGGCCUUACCCUGCCAAAAACCACAGUUCAAUUGCUUCUCUGUCUUGUUUUUCUUCCUUUUCUGGCUCUGGUUUAUCUUUAAGUUUCUUUCCAGACAAAACGACUGUAAUGAGAAUUGGACACUUCAGCUCUUUCUGAGAAUUAAUUGGAGCUCACCUAGAAUGAGAUUCUGUAAUAGUUUAGUUGAAGGUUGGAGGUGUUGGGGAGAAAAUUAUUUUCAGUAAGCUUGAAGCAGUGGCUUUCUCUGUUAAAGGAAGGUGGCUCUACUGUUGGCAUCAGGUAAGGAUUGUGAUAUGUCAGCUUGCAUGUCACUAUGCCAUUACGGUCCAAACCAUUUGGGGUGAAAAGAGGUAGACAAGAGUUCUACCAAGUCAUCACUCCCUCUAGGUCCCAUGCAGCUAGAAAAAUACAAUCCCUGUGGGCCAUAGGAUUAGGAAGGAAAGUGGAUUCACUGGAACUUGAAGCUUAUCUCCUUAGCACUAGUAAUGUUACUGGGGUUGCCCUUUGGAAUCCAUGUAUUCAAGUAUGAGAAUUAGCCAGAAGGGGUUAAUGUUUCAUUUGUGAUGAAUAAUAAUAAUAAUAUUAAUAUCAUUGUUGUUAAUUGAUGAAGUCAUAAUUGACCCAAGAAAACUUAUCAACAAGGGUGGUAAUCAAAAGUUCCCUACCUUUGGUCCCACUGGCCUUCAUCCAAGAGGAGGAAGUAUAUUCCCUCUGUAUCCAUAUAUACUUCUAGCUUUGUUUUGCAGGUCCCUGAGUUGAGAUGGCCAAACAAAAUCUCCUCUGCGGGUGGGCGCGCGCGCGCGUGUGUGUGUGUAUGUGUGUGUGUGUGUGUGUGUGUGUGUGAAUAAAGGCAUACAAAGAAAGAGAAAACAGUGUAUGCCUGACCUUGUGAGUUUGGUGUCAGAAUUUUUCCUUCCCUUGGAAAGAAGCUGUUUCUUCUUAUGCAUUCUCUUGUCCCUCCUGCUCUCUGUCUUUCUUCCCUAGAGAGUUAGGGGAUCCCCUUAGAACAGAAAAGAAGGGGCUUCCUCCUGAGAAAGGAGGAGGCUGCUACUGUGUGAGGGCAUCCUCACCGCUAGGCAACUUCAUCUGCUUCAGAGGACAGUCCCUGGAAGGCCAGUGCGAUGCUCUGAUCAAAUGUUGCCCAUUAUCCUAUCUGUUCUUUCAUCGGCCAUUGAGUUUUACAGAAAUGGCAGAAGAGAGCAAAGGUCUCCAGGUUACCUCAGUUAAUUUAUUAGAUGACUGGAGAGUCUUCUGCCACCCUCUCCUUCCUUCCAAAGUAGCACUGGUCUCCACCAUAAGCGUGCUUGAAGGCCAUACACUGAGACCUCAGCCUUGAGGUUCAUGGCACUGCCCAGCAGGGCACAGAUAGGUGAUUGUCAUGGCAGCCAGCAUUAAUUGCCAUCUCUGCAGAGCCGUUCAUCCCACAGUUAGGUCUCAUCCCUUCAGCACUCGGUUCCCUGCUUCAUCCGCUAGAGCUGCCCUGCAGUUAAGAGAAUGAGCAAGUCGGAGAGCUUAGUGCAAGAGGAACAGGAGGGCAGAGAUUGUAACAUGGUAUGCCCUGUCUUUCUACCUUAACUGGAAAGAGCUGAAACCCUUUAUCAUGGCUUCUUUCUGCUUCCCCAUCUCAUUUGUUUUAUUAGCUGUUUGUGGGACUUUUACUGUACUCAGAUGUUUCUUUGUUAUCUCUGUGAUGGACACAGCAUGCAGUCCUGGAUCCGCUCAUGCUGUGGACGGCUUCCUGGGUCGAAGUUCAUCUGGCUUACUAAUGAAUGAAGAACAAAGUGGAAAUUCACUUAGGCCUUUCGUGAUAAGACUGAGGCUGUUGUGAUGCCUAACUCAAGAGGACAUAUCUGUCACAGGUGUGGGUGGAAAGGCUGAGAGGCAGUGAAAUCAUGUGGCACACUCAAGUGACUUGGGUUUAGUUUUGGUUUAUUUUGUUUUUGGUUUGUUUUAUUUUUUUAAGUAGAAAACUCUAGUUGGGAAAGUCUUUGCCUUGGGUAAGUCAGAUGAGUUAACUGAAUUACACAUCUACACUGAUCUAUACCAAUCACAGCUGAGACCUAUGUUUGAAAGCAAGGGGAACAGCGCCAUCCUGUGGUGGGGACCAGGACAGGUGCGUAGCUUCUUUUCCCUAUUGAAACUACUUUGGCCCUCCCACCUGGCUGUCAGGCACAGCUUCUGUGUCUCCUUUUCUACAAGGGACCCAUUUUAUGUCUGGAGACUUGGACUUGAAGAACUAGGCUGGCACCACUCCUAGGUCCUCAGGAAGUGGGUCUAGUGGCAGCGAUUGCCAUAUGAUGUUUUGAGUAGAGAAAUCCAACUGCAGUCACAGAGGUGGAAAUAUAAAGGGAUUUUAAGUUACUUGUUGUUCAGAUUUUCAUAAGGCGAUCCAGAUUAACCUUAGAUCCUUUAAAAAAAACACCCUGAGAAUUAAAAGGGAAUAUGUGAUGGUUAAAAACCAGUCACUGUUUCCUCUCCUUUCCUUGUCCUCUCUUACCUGCUCAUACCUCCUUCCCCUUAAAAAAGCAACAGCUGGUGUUCAGAAAUGCUACCUGAUUCUGUGCAGCCUGCUUGGGAGUCAGCCAGCUCUCAGGUCAGGGACCAGGCCAGGGGCCAGCCAACCCACUGACUGUGGCCACCAGCACAGAGUAGGUAACUAGGUCUGAACACUCGUCUUCAAUAAUGACCUGGAAUUCCUAAAUUGGAUUUUUUAAAAUUAUCGAAUUAUAUAAGAAAUGAUUAUCCCUUAACCAAGAAACACCACAUGACAUUUGUGGCUUUUCUGCAGCUACAUAAAAUUUAUGAACCACUUAACACUUUACUUUUUUUUCUAUCCCAAGAUAAAGGAGAGGGAAAUAAAAUCAUUGUAAAAGGUCUUUUUCAGACCAAAAAAAAGUUACUUUCCUGGCACAUAUUUCAAAGCAAAGACUUUGCUGCCUGCUGCUUAUUAUCUAAUUUACAGGGAUAUUUAACUUUGUUUUGUAAUGUAUUGUAUAUUUACACAUCUGUAAUUAAUUGCACAUUAGACUGGAAAAAAAGGAUUAUCCAGAGGUUAGCACUGAUUGGUGUUCUGCGUUUGACUCCUACUGCCUGGCUACCACUCUAUUUCUAUUGUACAGCAUCAAUUCUUCCAUUCUUGUGGGCCUUUGUCUUUUCUUUUAGUUUUGUUCUCUUUUUAAAGGCCAGUUGUUAACCUGCUUCUUAAAAAGAGACUAAUGCUGCUGUUCUUGGAAGGUUUGCUGAAUGAAUGUAUUUGAAAUAGGACUCUAACUUGUGUGCAUUGCAUCUGUCCACUGUGGCUACUAAUUAAUUACCCAAUGUUCCAAGUCGUUACUGUAUGUACUGGGAAUGUAUUAACUUUGUGCUUCCUUGUUAAACAGAAACAUCAGCUGUUCAAUAAAGAGAGAGUUUUGUUGUUCAAAAGGCCAUUUAUGGAAUUUUGGUCCAAGUCCCAUAAGAAAUUUAGGAAAACUGGCAGUUAUUUAAGAAAAAGAAAACUUCUGUAACUGACACUAAGUUUCUCUCCAAAACCUACAGCCAAACAGCUGUGCUCAAAUGGAAAGCUAGAGUAAUGUUGGUGUUUCGCCACACCCUUGCUGCCAUGUUGUUUUCUCACGUCUGGCAUCAGUUGACCUAACUGGUUCCAUCAACACUCAUGUGUUUUGUGUAUUUUAGAUGUUGUUGCUAAAAAUGCUGUUACCCUUGAACCCAUCUCCCAUUGCCAUCCUCUCAACCCAACAACAAAAACCAUAAAGCAUAAGUGGCCUUCUUGAACCAAUACUUUGUAAACUGAUCUCUCCCCAGUGAAGGAAUCAAGCACAUUAGCAAUGAUGUACAUUAUUAAUUUCAGAUUUUCAUUUCAUGUUUUAUUUUGUAAAUAUAUCUGACGUUUGGAGCUUCAGUAUCCAAAAUGUAAAUAUAGUUCAUGUAUUUGUACUAAUUCUGAUUCAUUUGCUGGAUAGCCUUAGAUGUGCAAUGCAGACAUUAAAUAACUGUGUAUGGUAACCUUGCACCAUGGAACUGUUAGUGAACGAGGUAAAAUAAUAAAGGUACAACCAGUGCA
Molecule: messenger RNA, 9782 nt
Organism: Vombatus ursinus (common wombat)
Lineage: Eukaryota; Metazoa; Chordata; Mammalia; Diprotodontia; Vombatidae
Gene: KIF1B
Product: kinesin family member 1B
Exons: 46
Coding region: 176-5239 (1687 amino acids)
Biological process (GO): microtubule-based movement
Molecular function (GO): ATP binding; microtubule motor activity; microtubule binding
Source: RefSeq, a predicted model, not a curated record